CAGCUCUAAAUACAUGUACAGUUAUUGUUAACGGAAAUUGAUCCUUUCCUUAAGCAAUUUAAGCCUCACAUUUAUACAAGUGAUAGAGACGGAUGUAGAAAUGUAUAACCUAUUUACAAGAUUUUGUUUACUUUGUUACUUGUAAAUAAACUUAAUAAAUAUGGUGUGGAUAACGAUUCCGAUAUUGAUUUGGAUACUUGCAAGUUGUGAUUACUUUGGAAAUGCACAGCCUGUCACAUAUUUUCAAACCCAUGAUCUGUCUGUGCGGUACUUUAACGACUCCACUUCUUGCGAUGGCAUAGACGCUCCCACUUCCGGCCAGACACUGUACUUCCGCCAUCUGGUGCUCAGUGAGAGGCAACAUGAUGUACUCUAUGUUGGAGCAAUGAACCGUAUUUACAAAUUGAAUAAGACGUCAAUGGAAUGCAUGAAUGCCAAAGAACUUUUCCCUGAUCAAAGACAGAAAGAGAGAUGCCAUGUUCAAGGCAAGAGAAAGGUGCCCGAUUGUCAGAACCACAUCCGGGUUAUUAUGGAGUGGGAGCCAGGGGAACUGUUCGUUUGUGGGACUGGCGCCUACUCCCCGAUCGGCUACCAUCUCGAUGAGGUCAGCCUAAACAUGAGCGGUUCAACGUCCAGAAGCCUCGGAAUGUGUCCUUUCGAUCCACUUGACAACGCAACGUCUCUGCUCAUAGAUAAUGGGAAUCCAGGCAACGCGACUGUGCCAUAUUUCGGAACGUAUAGCGACUUUAUAAAGAACUCUCCCCUGUUCUACCGUCCCAGCUUUAGCGCGAAUGGCACGGACUACUCCGAGAAGGGCACGGACACGGAGGAUAUAAAAUGGCUCAACUUUCCACAGUUUGUUGGAUCGUUUGAUGAGGGAAAUGAGGUGUAUACGUUUUUCCGCGAAACUGCCAUAGAGUACCCAGAUAAGGACGCGCACAAGACAUACUCACGGGUAGCUAAAGUCUGUAAGAAUGACCUUGGUGGUGGGUAUUCAUCGAAAAAGAAGUGGCUGUCCUUCCAAAAAGCUCGCCUGAACUGCUCCAUACCAGGACCUGAGCCUUACGCAUUUGACCAAAUUUAUGACAUUUAUAAAUCGGAUGAUAUGUAUUUCGCGUUGUUCUUCCGUGAAGGUGAAAACUUGAACGCUUCGGCAUUGUGUAUGUUCCGAAAAGCGGACAUCGAAAGGACAUUUGCUGGAAGGUUUCAGGAAAAAAUGAGAAGCGGUACUUGGCAUACCGUGUCUGAUGCAGACAAUCCAGCGCCUAGACGAGAUAAUUGCACAGUUCACGACCUAGGCUUACACAAAUUCGACUCCUUGUCCAAGUACCAACUGAUGGAUGGAAACGUGAAUCCUCUUUAUGACAGACCGAUAUACUACAAACCUGGUGUCCAGUUGACGCGGCUGGUCGUGGGACGCGAGAUCAAUGGAAGCCGCAAUAUAUACAUGGCGUCAGAUAUGGGUGACAUUUAUGACCUAUUCUUGAAGACAUACCAUUCCAGCAAGACAUUCACAGUCGUGUUGAAUGCCGUAUAUUCCAUAUUCGAGUCACCACAAGCCGUCCGGAACUUGCAAAUUCAGAAGGAGGCCCUGUAUAUUGGAACAGACACUUCGGUCGCUAGGGUAGACCUAGAUGCUGUUUGUGACAAGUUCAGCAGGAACCAGAUUGAUGGCUGUGUCCUCAACAGCCGCUGUAUUUGGUGUAGCACAAAUAAUACAUGCAUUCCUCAAAGUAUUGGUGUUUGCGAAAACGGUAGAAUAGACAGCAACUUGAUCACUGACACCAGCACUAUACUCAAGUCGCUUAACAUUCCAGAGGUGUUGCAAAGAAGAAAGAGGGAAGUAGCAGUUUCCGGUGAUGCAUUUCUACCGAUCGAGGAUCAUGUUUACCGGGUUUCAGAUGUGGUGUGGACUAAGGGCACGAAUGGAACAAUAUUAGCUUUGAGUCCCGAAAAAUUUAUAGUUUCGAAACGUGGCGCACUAUUUAUACGAAAUGUGCAAGACUGCGACAGAGGAAACUACACAGCAGAAAAGAAGGAUGACGGACGUUUGCUGGCCAAAGUGGAAUUGGAUGUUAAAAAUCCUAACUCCGAAAAGGAAGAGGAAGAUGAAUGGAUACAAUACUUUAACGAUUGGUCAGCAACAUUUGGAAAUCUCAAAAGCUGUUGGGCUAAAACAAUGGGAAAUUGCAGUGGAAGCCCAAAACUUGAAAACCCCCAAACCAGUCAUGCUCCUUAAAAAGUUAUCAAGCGUUAGUUUAAAGCUGCACUCUCACAGAAUUACCGUUUUGACCAUUUUUUUAACUUAUUUUUUUGUCUUGAAAUGAGCAAACUUUUGUGUAAAUAUCUGAAAACUAGUGAUAUAAGAUUGCUGACAAACGAUCAGAUCGCGGUUUUUCAUAUUUACUUUCGAAAUUUAAUGUUUCAAGGCUUAAAGCGCUACUCAUGCUUUAAAAAAAUACAUAAAUCAAUUUAAAUAAUAAAUAUGAGAACCUACGAUAUGGUUUUUGUCAACAGUCAUGAAUCACUGGUUUACAUGCAUUUUCGCAAAAAUUGGCUCGUUCCAAGACAAAAAAAUAUAAUAGUUUUUAAAACGUUCAAUCUGUGAGAGUGCAGCUUUAAGAAACAUAUUUCAAAAUUUAAGUUCAAUAAGUUUGCCAUCCUUGUAGAAUCGCGUGUCUUGGAUUAUAAUUCUAUAUCGUUUUAUACCAUAAAGCCAAUAUCUACUGAAUUAAAACUUUGGGUCUAAUCCACCCAAUAAACACAAGGACGAUAUGAAAUAGAAGUGCUGAUUGUGCCGUCCAUGUCGUUAUUAUCUUCCUAUAAUCAAGAACAAAAUAAAGCCUGGUAUUAGCUGAAUGCCUAUCAUCUAGUGGCAUUGAGUGAGCGAACCAGUUUUGUAUUGAAUUGCAUGACAGAAUGCCAGUGCUAUAUAUUAUCAACGGACAAAGGCAUUAUUAUAAAACUACCGUUUGUAAAUAAAUCUUUGCGUGCUGUUAAAUUAUUUUUAUAAACAUUUAAUAUGUUCGUUUU
Messenger RNA from Mya arenaria, 3033 nucleotides. RefSeq names its product semaphorin-2A-like. Gene Ontology annotation, molecular function: semaphorin receptor binding; chemorepellent activity. The coding region runs from base 161 to 2239 and encodes 692 amino acids. The record is from RefSeq and is a predicted model, not a curated record. Lineage: Eukaryota; Metazoa; Mollusca; Bivalvia; Myida; Myidae. The transcript has 18 exons. Gene Ontology annotation, biological process: negative chemotaxis; semaphorin-plexin signaling pathway; negative regulation of axon extension involved in axon guidance.